GGAAUUUAGUGCAUUGUCAACUCAAAUGGUCGCCCACUUGGGUCAACUAAGUAGGUCCCACAUGGGAUCCCCAUGUGGGCUACCUGUGUGGGUCCUAGUUGGGUCACUAACUGGGCAGUUAGUGCAUGGGGCCAACAUGGAAACUGUGCACUUACUGUACAACCCAUAUUUCAGGCCAUGUAGUCCCCACAUAGAACUUAAACCUGGGGCCGAGAUGGGUUUUGGUUUACCAAUAUAACACCCAUUGUAAUCCUGCAUGAAACCCACAAGGGCAAUUGGCACGGGGCCAUUAUGGAACCCGCGGACAAUCCCAUAUAGGGCCCAUUUUUCAGCCCAUUUACUACCCACAUUCAAAUGUUGUCUGGGUUUCUGAGUGUGCAUUAUUUGGUCUGCCAUAUAGAGUUAUAUAUGACCCCUAUUAUCACUUAUUCACAAGUGUCUUAUGAAGUUGUUAUGCAUGCCGAAUUGAAGGGCGGGUUUUGGUUAAGCAAAGCAAUGAGUCAUAGCUGCCGAACAAGAUACUUAACGUUCGCUCUAUGAGCAAGAAUACAUGCAUUGACAGAUUUUAGUGUUGGAUUUGGCCUGAGGGCAGCCAAGUGUAGUGCUUUGACUGCAUGCCAUGCCCCAUUUUCAUGAGCUAGUUGUGGCUUAAACCAGGGAUUCUCCAUUUCUCUCAAAGUUUAAUUCUCACACAUGGCUUCAGAACCACUGACUUAAUUUUUGCAUGUAAAUUCAUCUGUCUGUGUAUGUUUAUAUCUGUCCAAUCUGUCUUCUACUGUUUUAUGAAGCCCACACAGUUAAUAGAAAUGUGUUGUUUUUUAUGUGUCUCUCAUCUUCUCCUUCCUGUAGUGUCAGCAGGGAUGGUUCUGCUCCUUGCUCCCCACCUUCUCCAGCAUCACCUCCUCCUCAUCCUCCUCCUCAAGUCCUCCCUUCUCCUUGUCACCCCCCUUCCAUUCCUCCCUCCUCUUCCCCUCCAGCCCUGACUGCUCCUCCCCGACAAGGGCGGCCGUGUUGUGCGGGAGCCAUGGUGGACGUCAGUAAGUGGCCCCUGUUCUCUCUGCUGAGCACUGAGGAGCUAGCCACAGUUCGACAGGCCUGUGUGUUUGGAACCUCCGCUAAUGAAGCCAUCUACGUCACACAUGGCAAUGAGGUCUUUGUGUUUGGGUUGAACAGCAGCAGCUGCCUCGGUACGGGAGACAAUCUGAGCACCAUUGUGCCAAAGAAACUGGACUUCCUGCGGGGGAAGAAGGUAGUCAGCCUGAGCUAUGGAAGCGGGCCUCAUGUCCUGUUGGCUACAGACGAUGGACUGCUGUUUGCGUGGGGGCACAACGGCUACAGUCAGCUGGGGAACGGGACCACCAACCAGGGGCUGUCCCCGCUGCUGGUCACCGCCAACCCGCAGAACAAGAAAGUGAAAGAAGUGGCGUGCGGCUCGCAUCACUCCAUGGCCCUCACUCAGGACGGAGAGGUCUUUGCGUGGGGUUAUAACAACUGUGGCCAGAUCGGCUCGGGCUCCACAGCCAACCAGCCGCACCCCAGGAAAGUCACCGGCUGCCUGCAGGGCAAGACGGCGGUCGCCAUCACGUGUGGACAGACCUCCUCCAUGGCGCUCAUCGACAACGGAGAGGCUUACGGCUGGGGCUACAACGGUAACGGACAGCUGGGUAUUGGGAACAAUGGAAACCAGCUGACGCCGUGCCGCCUCACUGCGCUGCAAGGGCUGUGUAUGCAACAGAUCGUGUCCGGCUACAGCCACUGCUUGGCGCUAACAGAUGAAGGGCUGCUGUAUGCCUGGGGAGCAAACACCUACGGUCAGCUGGGGACCGGAAACAAGAGCAACCACCUCAGCCCCGUGCUGAUCAUGGCCGACAAAGAGAGGAUCGUAGAGGUCGCAGCAUGCCAUUCAACACAUACUUCAGCAGCCAAGACCCAAAGCGGGCAGGUGUAUAUGUGGGGUCAGUGUCGGGGUCAAUCCAUCGUCAUGCCACGCCUCACGCACUUCACCAACACCGACGACGUCUUCGCCUGCUUCGCCACGCCCUCCGUCAUGUGGAGGCUCAUGUCUAUGGAGCACGACGACUUCCUGACGGUGGCGGAGGCUCUGAGGAAAGAGUUCGACAGCCCGGAAACGGCGGACCUUAAAUUCAGCGUCGACGGCAAGUGCAUUCACGUCCACAAAGCGGUGCUGAAGAUCAGGUGUGAACACUUCCGCUCCAUGUUUCGCUCCCAGUGGACGGAAGACCAGCAGGAGGUGAUCGAGAUCGGCCAGUUCUCUUACCCCGUCUACAGAUCCUUCCUGCAGUUUCUCUACACCGACACCGUCGACCUUCCACCUGAGGACGCCAUCGGCCUGCUGGACCUGGCCACCUCUUACUGUGAAAACCGCCUGAAACGUCUGUGUCAGCACAUCAUCAAGAGAGGGAUCACUGUGGAAAACGCCUUCACACUGCUGUCCGCCGCCAUACGAUACGACGCAGAGGACCUGGAAGUGUUCUGUUUUCGGUUUUGCGUGAACCACCUGACUCAGGUGACUCAGACCGGAGCCUUCUGGCAGGUGGACGGAGCGAUGCUCAAGGAGUUCAUCAGCAGAGCCAGCCGCUGCGGAGCCUUCAAGAACUGACUCGUACAAUUUCUAAACUAAUAUUACGACUAAGUAUGCGUGGUAGUGCUCCAAAAAAACUUCAGGUCUGAUCACAUUCCUAAGAGAAAGCUUUUUUUGAGAUGUUGAUUUGCAUAUUUACAGAGGCACAUACGCAGCAUCGUUCACAUGAUGGACUUGAAUUUAAGCUGCGUUAAUCGACGGACCUGAAGUCAGCACUUUGGCCAGUUCCUGUGGAGUCAUGGCGCAAUUUUUCCGUCACACUGCAUUGUAUUCUUCACAUGUAUACUUGAAUUUUUGCGGCCAGUGCUUCCACGUUCUGACAUGUCUUCCUUUACUUCUGGGAAAGUUAACAUGGGAGAACAAAAACUUCAGAGUCCGUGUCUCUGUUAGGGAGCUGAAAGAGACGUUUAGUUAAAAGAGCUUUGAUAACUGACUUACAUUGGCCAGGAGUACCACUGUAUUGAAACACAUCUUUGAGUUACAUUCUGCUUUCCAUUAAUGUAAAUCUUGAAGCUAUUGAGUUGAUCAAGAGAAGCUAGACCCCAUUUAGAGGCGUCAACAUACACAGAUGAUCCAGAUCCUACUGUGGGGUUGUUAUUAUGUACAUUUUGGAAGUUCAAAACCAUUGUGGGAUGUAUAAUAAUUUCCUUUUUAUACUGUUUUCUUUUGUAUGUUUAUUCUGCCUGACUUACGCUCUACGGCACUUUUUAAGACACUUCAAGUUCAGUAAAGCAGUAGUUUAAAACGCUGUGGAAAGGAAGACAUAUGUUGCAUUAGUUACAUUACUAGCAGAUUUUUAACUUCCUUUCCAAGUGUAAACGUUGUAAAAUGUAUCUAAGGCAGAUGGUAUGUUGCAGACGCUUUAUAUUCCAUUUUCCAUUUUCAACAAGCUGAUCUGAGGUGACUGUUUUAAUCUGUUUGCUAAUGUUAUUGGGGCAAAGAAGCAAACAGAAACGCAACAAACUCAGUAAGACCAUAAUGAUUCCUUAAUAGUUCCUUGGUAAUUUAUCACACUUCUUGCAGGGUUUUUUUCUGCAGAUAUGGUGAAAAUGCACAUGACACUGCAGGUUAAAGCAAUAUGAACCAAUGCUUUGUAGAAAUAAGUUAAAGGUAUUGUUUAUAUUCUGCUGCUUAUGAUGACCAAAAACUGCCUGCAGGUCCUAGUUUUUACUUUGUGUUGCGUCAUUGGGAGUUGUAGGAAAAAUAGAUGGAGUAAUCACAGUGUUAUUGGCUCAUGGCCAGCUGACUGGUCCGUUCAGUUUCUAUUUCCUCUGUUUGGUUUCUGUUUCUUGAUGCACUCAGAUGCUUGAAAGAACCAUUUCAAUUUGGUGUGAACACACCGGUAAGUAGGAUCUCUUGUUUAUUAUUGAAGCACAGUUUCAUUCAGGUUAUAGGUCACAGUUAUUUAAAGCUUUAGUGGAAUGAGGAGCAGGUUUACAGUCUUGUUUUAUAUUUAAAGCAAACUGACAAAAAUAAGAUUGUUUUGCUUACUUUAUUAAAAAGUAUGUUUUUCAACGUG
Messenger RNA from Sebastes umbrosus (honeycomb rockfish), 4121 nucleotides. RefSeq names its product RCC1 and BTB domain-containing protein 1-like. Gene Ontology annotation, molecular function: protein binding. Bases 821 to 2620 code for a protein of 599 amino acids. The record is from RefSeq and is a predicted model, not a curated record. The transcript has 12 exons. Lineage: Eukaryota; Metazoa; Chordata; Actinopteri; Perciformes; Sebastidae.